AUGACGGCUGUUGAGACACUUGAUGAAGAUGAGCUAUUGAAAGGUUCUGCUUUCUCAUUAGAUAAUGUAGAUGAGGACGCUCUGUUAGGACCAAUUAGUAGGACUACUACAACAGAGUUUGAUUUAGAUAUUGCUGAGAGAGAACUGCUAGGGGAAAAACCCGGCGUAAAAGAAGAAGCUGCGAGUUGCCCCGAUGGUAGUUUCGAAAGAGAAGAGUUGGAUUAUGAUGAAGAUGAAGACGAAGAUAAAGAAGAGCGAGUAGGGAGGUUUACCUCAGAGAGAAAUAAGCAGGCUACUCCAUCUACGAUACCCAAUAAAGAUAAUUCCGCUAUUCCUAUACAAAAAAAGGGGGGCGAACUCAAAAAAACAUGGAAUAAUAAUAAUCGUGGAGGAUUCAAUAAUCGAGGACGUAUGAACCAGUGGAACCCUCGUGGAGGCAAUAUGGCGGCAGGCAGAGGCCGUGGUGGUUUUGUAAAAAAUUUCGGAGGUCCCCCUUCGUUGCUUUCCAUGCACAUGGAACCCCCUGUUAUGCUCAAUGGUCAAAAUGGUGGCAAAAUAUUAGUGAAUCCUAAUUUUGUUCCAGGACCUCCACAACCUUUAGUUCGACUUAAUAUACCUGGUGCUCCACCAAUUUCUAUGGGACCUCCUUUGGUCCCUAACAUGUCCGUUGGAAAUCAAGCAGUUGGACCGAUCGUUCCUAGAUUACCUAACGGGAUUCCACUUGUUCCACUCCCCAAUCAUAAUCUACCUCCUAAUCAUGGAAUGGCUGGUUUCGGUAAUAAUAAUUCCCAUCGACACCAUCAUUCCCAUAAUCCCGCAUCUAUGUUCAACAAUGGAGGCUGGGAUCAACAAGUUGAAGAGUUCAUAAAUGGGGGUUUCCGUACUUCCAAGAGAAGAAGCGAAUCCUACAGUAGUCGAAGUGGUUCAAGCAGUUAUAGUGGAAGUUCUCGUUCUCGAUCUCGUUCCCGCAGUCGAUCUCCCAGAAGACAUCAAAGAUCUUCUUUCAGAAAACAUCGUUAUGAUAAGGAAAGCAAGCGAGGUGAAAGAAACUCCAGAGGUAGAAGAGGAGGUAGAGGAGUUCCUGGAAAUCGUAGAUAUGAUAGAUCUGACAAACCAAGAAGGAAUGAUAAAGGAGAAGUUGCAGCAGAGUGCGCCAAAGUCGUUGGUGUGGAUAAAGACUACCUGUCAAGGGUUGAAGAACAGAAAAGGCUACGUGAAGAAAUGAUGCGAAUGAAAGAACAGCGUCGCCAUGGACAUGAAGAGAGGAGAGCUGAACAGCCUAGAAUGAAAAGCGAACCGGGAUCCAGUACUGCUUCAACUACAUCAAAAAAGAAAGCUUUUCUUUGUGUGAAUGUAAAGAAUUUGAAACAGCUGCCAACAGCUCUGAAUAGAGUUGAAACUCUGGCAAAGGAAGUGGGAACCGUUAAGAAAGUGUGGCAGUUCAAUGAUGAUCAAGUAAAUAUAAUAUUCACGGAGCUGGAGAAGGCCAAAGGCUUCAUGUUGAAAUACAACAACAAAGUACUCUCCGGCUUACGUAUACAAGUAUCCUUAGAAAAAGCUUAUUUAUCAUUAGCAGAAGUCCAAGGAUAG
Messenger RNA from Auanema sp. JU1783, 1590 nucleotides. NCBI's taxonomy places the organism in Eukaryota, Metazoa, Nematoda, Chromadorea, Rhabditida, Rhabditidae. The record is from the annotation of a GenBank genome assembly.